Molecule: messenger RNA, 1293 nt
Organism: Paramecium pentaurelia
Lineage: Eukaryota; Ciliophora; Oligohymenophorea; Peniculida; Parameciidae
Source: the annotation of a GenBank genome assembly
AUGAGACAUUUCAUCAAAUAGUUUUCAGAAUAAUCCAUAGUUCCUUCAUUAUCAAAUUUUAUAAGAAUACCUAAUUUGAGUCCAUAGUUUGAUAAUUAAUGGUAAUAAAAUAAAUUACUUGAAGAAGCUUGUAAUCAUAUUAUUAAAUGGAUUGAAAAUGAAACUAUUGAAAUACAAAAAGAAAUCUAAAUAUUGUAAAUUCCAAAUUCUCCAAAUUGUAUUUCUAUUAAAAUAUUUGGAAAUUAAAAACAAAAUAAAACAAUUUUAUGUUAUGGACAUUAUGAUAAAUAACCUCAUUUUGUUGGUUGGAAAUACGGUCCAACUACUCCAAUCAUAGAGAACAAUAGACUUUAUGGAAGAGGAUCCGCAGAUGAUGGUUGUGUACCUUAUGCAAUUAUUUCAGCAAUUAAAGCAUUAAAAGAAUUCAAAUAAAAUUAUCAUGAUUGUUAUCUAAUUGUAGAAGGAGAGGAGGAAAGUGGAAGUCAUUAAUUAAUUUAAUACAUAAAAAUGUUAAAUAUAUCAAAAAUAGAUCUUAUGAUUGCAAUAGAUUCAGGAAUUGUUGAUUAUGAUAGAUUAUGGAUUACUAAUUCAAUGAGAGGAGCAAUUACAUUUGAUAUUAAAGUAUUCUAAACUAUUAAUCCAUUCUAAUAUUUAAGAAUUUUGUUAAAUAAAUUAGAAGAUUCACUAACAGGGGAAGUUAAUUCACAAUUUUAAACUAUUAUACCAAAAAGUAGCCUUGAGGAAUGUUAAACAACAGCCUAGCUUGUUCCUCUAGAAUUUCCAAUGACUUGCUAAAAAAUGGAAUCUGAUCAUGUUUAAUAAUAUAUCAAUAGAGCUUGGAAACCAUCUGUAUCUUAUAUAGGUGGUUUAGAAGAUUUGGAUUAAGAUAAUGAUGAAUUAAUAAUAAGAAUUUCUAUGAGAUUACCUCCAAAUAAGGAUGCUUAAGAGGCUUCUCAAUAACUAGUACAAUUAUUAACAACUUAAUGGAGUUAAGUUGAAAUCAUAUAAGCAAAAACAGGUUUAGCUGUAAAGUCAUUUAGUAAGGAACUUAAAAAUAUUUUGAAUGAGGCUUCAAUAGAAUAUUUUGGAAAUGAAAUGAGAAUGUUUCAUGAGGGAGCAUCAAUUCCAUUUUUAAAUUCUUUAUAUUAAUUAUAUCCUGAAUCUGAAUUUUUAAUAUUAGGAGUUCUAGCUCCUGAUUCAAAUGCACAUGGUCCAAAUGAAAAUUUAAACAUUGAAUAUUUCAAUAAAUUAAUAGGUUGUUUGACUUAUAUAUUCACAAGUUAAAACAUUUGA